AAUAAAUAUAAAGAAUUAAGUUAUAACUUAUGUAUAUCUCCAUUAACACCAGAAGUAUCGAUUAAUCUAAUUAAUCAAAAUAAAGAGAAUGAUACAUUUACUAAUAUGUGGGCUUCUGGUCAAAAAAUAAUUCAGGUUGAGAAAGAUGAAGUUUCUCAAUAUAUAAAUCUUCCUGAGGCAUUAGAAAAUGAUAAUCCACUAGCUUGGUGGAAUGAUUAUAAAAAAACUUUUUCAAUUUUAUCAUCUUUGGCUUGUGACUAUUUUGGUGUUUCUGCAAUAUCAGUUCUAAGUGAAAGACUCUUCUCUGAUACAGGUGCUUAUAUUUCAGCUCGCUGA
Messenger RNA from Racocetra fulgida, 336 nucleotides. Lineage: Eukaryota; Fungi; Glomeromycota; Glomeromycetes; Diversisporales; Gigasporaceae. The record is from the annotation of a GenBank genome assembly.